AUGGCCCGCGGAGGGCGGCUGGCGAUCUCCCCCUGGCUCGGGCCAUGCCAGAUCCCACCAGCCAGGCGGCUGUUGACCGUCCCAUUAAUAAAACCCAGCCAUCCCCCACCACCAGCCAGCGAGCACCCACCCUGGCUGGACCACCACCACACCAUGCCAUGCCUGCCCGCCGACCGCACCCCCUCGCCCGUCUCCUCCGCCACCACCGCCGACCAUCCCGAGCCCAGCCACGCCCGCCCGCCCUCGCCCCCUGCACCCCCACCCGCCGCCCCCUUCCGCCCCCACCUCUCCCUCAAAGACGAGGACCGCGCCCUGCUCUACUGGGUCAGCCAUCUCGGCACCGGCAAGUGGGUCGACAUCGCCAAGCGCGUCGGCAGCCGCAGCGGCAAGCAGUGUCGCGAGCGCUGGACCAACCAGCUCGACCCCCUCAUCGACCAUUCGCCGUUCACUCACAACGAGGACAUGCUCAUCAUCGCCAUGCAGCAGAGUCUGCAAGCCAACCGCUGGUGCGAGGUGUCCAAGCACCUGCCCGGGCGGCCCGAGAACGCCAUCAAGAACCGGUGGAACUCGCGCGAGCUGCAACGCAAGCGGCACGAGCUGCUGGCGGCGCGCGCCCAGCCGCCGGCCGUGGGGCUGUUCCCGGGGCGGCCCGGCGGAUGGCCGGGGAGCCCGGCGCGGCGGGCCCGGUCUUCGACGCACCGACGGCUGCCGUACGAGCCCGCGGGGGGGCCGAAAGCCGCACACGGGCUAUGGCCGACGCAGUCUUCGACGCUCGCCGACCCGCUGUUCCCUCCUCUGCAUGAGCACCACCCGACCACGGCAGGAGGCGGCUCCUGGCCCGGCCGCUUCCUGCCCCCCGCUGCUGGCGGCUCGCCCCCCGCUUCGGGGCUGCAGGAGAGCCCGCCCCCGCGCUUCGGCCCGCCCUUCUACACCCCCCCGCAGGCCCCGCAGGCCGUCUUCGCCACCCCCGUCGCCGACGACGCGGCCCUGGGGGGCGCUAGUGGGCCCGGGACGCCGGGGUUCCCGCUGUGGCCCGACGACGAGUGGCGCCCGGCCGGCUUGCUCCCCAAGCCCGCGCCCCCCGCGCACCCGCGCCUCCACUCGCCCCCAGCCCUCGACCAGCCCUGGACCGCCCCCGCUCAGCUCCACGCCCUCUUCCCCCUCCACAGCCACUUCCAGGGCCUCUCCCGCCCCGCCGCCGCCGCCGAAGACGUCCUCCUCGCCGGCUUGCUGCCGCUCUGGAGACCCGGCGGCGGCCCGCUCGGCGACGCGCUUCCGGGCGCCGGCGGGAUCUUCCGGCAGGCUGACUUGCUGGAGGCUCGCGACGACCAGCUGGACCGGCUUCAGCACGACCGGCUUCAGCAGGAACUUCCCGAGCAGCUGCAGGAGCAGCUCCAGCAGGACCUUCGCCAGCAGCUUCGCCAUGGGCUUCGCGAGCUUCGGCACGGCCGGCUCGACCAGCAAGACCAGCUCCAGCAUCAGCAUCACCAUCCCCAUCCGCACGAGCAGCAUCCGCGCCAACAGCAUCCGCACGAGCAGCAUCCGCACGAGCAGCAUCCGCACGAGCAGCAAUGUCAGCAAUAG
Molecule: messenger RNA, 1584 nt
Organism: Puccinia triticina
Lineage: Eukaryota; Fungi; Basidiomycota; Pucciniomycetes; Pucciniales; Pucciniaceae
Exons: 5
Coding region: 1-1584 (527 amino acids)
Biological process (GO): positive regulation of transcription by RNA polymerase II; mitotic cell cycle
Cellular component (GO): nucleus
Molecular function (GO): RNA polymerase II cis-regulatory region sequence-specific DNA binding; DNA-binding transcription factor activity, RNA polymerase II-specific
Source: RefSeq, a predicted model, not a curated record